Messenger RNA from Mucor mucedo, 2651 nucleotides. RefSeq lists its product as uncharacterized. The coding region runs from base 110 to 2506 and encodes 798 amino acids. Gene Ontology annotation, biological process: mitochondrial fusion. The transcript is spliced from 2 exons. NCBI's taxonomy places the organism in Eukaryota, Fungi, Mucoromycota, Mucoromycetes, Mucorales, Mucoraceae. Gene Ontology annotation, molecular function: GTP binding; GTPase activity. The record is from RefSeq and is a predicted model, not a curated record. Gene Ontology annotation, cellular component: mitochondrial outer membrane.
CCCAGUUCUUUUCUGUAUUUUUCUAUUAUUUUUUUUUUUUUGAUCAACAAAAUAGUUGUAAAACCAAGCAAUGUCACAAUCACAGUUGUUUGGAGUACCGUCUAAUUUAAUGUCCUCAAAGAAGACAUUAAGACGUAACUCUUCUCCUAGUAUUGACGAGGCUUAUUUUAGUUCUAGUUCUGGAAGUUUUUCAGAAGCUGUAACUUUUUCACCCAUGCCUUCUCCUACUACUUCAACAACCAGUGCAGCUCGUACUCACCAGCACCGACUUAAUGCUGCUCAGGAGCAAAGAACUUACCGAGACAGUUGCCAGAGACUGAUUUCGCACAUUGCUUCGGUUGCUACUAUUUGUCAAGAUUUGAAGCAUGCCAAUAAGGAGAAAUUCCCAAUUUUUUAUCCCAUGAACACCAACAAUAAGCCCACUAUCAACCGUUCUCAAACAUUGGAUGUGGAUAAUCAUGGAUCAGUCAUUAUGGAUGCUGUACGCAGAUCCUCCGUCACAGCUACUCCUGAUUUUGUGAGACAAUUAGAACAACACCGAUUAUUGUCUCAAGAAUUAAAUAUUCUUGGCUUAGAAAUGAAGAUUGGACAUUCAAGUACUGAUAUUAGUACUUUGGAAUCAAAAUCUAUCGCCAAUUUGCUUUCUGAACGUUUGGACCAAAGUCUCAAGCAUUUAGAAAGAUUACAUGCUCGUGUAGCUGAUACUUCUUCUAAAGUAUUAGUCACUGGUGAUUUAAACUCUGGUAAAUCCACUUUUGUCAAUGCUUUAUUGAAGAGAGAAAUUUUGCCCGCUGAUCAGCAACCUUGUACAAGUGUAUUUUGUGAAGUUUUGGAUGCCAUGUUAAAUGAUGGUCUUGAACAGGUCCAUGCUAUUCCUACCGUUGAAAAAUAUAACCGUCUUGAUCCUAAUACCUAUCAUAUCAUUGAAAUGCGUCACUUGUAUAAAGUCAUCACUGAAGAUUAUGAACAUUAUAAGAUGCUCAAGAUUUAUGCAAAUGAUGCUAGAACCACACAAGAAAGUUUACUUCACAAUGGUGUCGUUGAUAUCGCAUUAAUUGAUUCUCCCGGUUUAAACACAGACUCUGUUAAAACAACCGCUGUCUUUGCCCGUCAAGAAGAAAUCGAUGUUGUUGUUUUUGUUGUGAGUGCUGAGAACCACUUCACUCUCUCCGGAAAAGAAUUCUUAUGGAAUGCAGCAAAUGAAAAGACCCAUAUCUUCAUUGUUGUCAACCGCUUCGAUUCUAUCCGUGAUAAAGAUCGUUGUAAGCGUUUAAUUUUAGAACAAAUUCGUCAACUUUCACCCGCAACCUAUGCCGAUGCCGAUGAUUUAGUUCAUUUUGUUAGUGCCGGUAAUGUCGACCUGGAACCUGGAUCACGCAAAUUAGAUGCACCUGACUUUGCUCGCCUUGAGCAACGUCUUCGUGCUUUUGUAUUGGAGAACCGUACAAAGUCCAAAUUGAUGCCUGCUAAAAACUAUUUGGUCAACUUAUUGACGGAUAUCACCAUCUUGGCCGAAACGAACAGUAAGAAAUCAUCGGAUGAAUAUGCACAAGCCACCAUGGAAUUGGAAAAAGAUCUUCCCGCCUAUCAGCACUUGUUAAAUGUACGUGAUCGUGUCCUUGAUCAAGUUGAAAAGGUUGCUGAAAAGGCCGUCUUAUCAGUUCAAGCUCAUGCUCAAAACAAGUUGAACCAAGCUGUUGAGAAUGUAGGAAACGCCAUUAAUACCAUCGAAUACCCUGGCAUUUUACUCAUCUGGCAAUAUGCCCAAGAUAUUGCCGACUCCAUGGUCCAGAAAUUGCAAAAGGAUGUUCGUCAAGAAGAAACUCAUGCUCGUCAAGAAACUGCUGUUUGUCUUGAACGUCUUCAUAGUAUGGGUACUGAGCAUUUAGGUGCUUAUCCUUUGGCUGCAGAUGCUCAAAAGGUCUGCGUCAAGAAUAGAGACCAUCGUGUCAAUAUUACCGUAGAAGCCACCGAUUUCUUUGACCUUGUUUUGGAUGACAAGUUGUCUGGUCUUGCCUUAUCUGGUGGUGCUGCUGCUAUGGUUGGUGGUCGUAUGCUUGGCUUCAAGGAUGCUGUUACCAGUAUGUGUAGUGUCUCCAACAUCAUGAGCGGCCCUAAUGUUCGCCGUUGGGUCAUCCCCGUGGUUGGUGUUGCCAGUAUUGGUUUCCUUGUUUAUGUUGUAAGUGAUAUGCGUAAUGCUGUCGAACGUAAAUUGGUCAAGAAGUUUAAGACUGAAGCUCGUGAAUCUGAAUAUGUCGAGCGCCAUAGUAUCCGUGUUGCUCGUGAAUCUCGUAAAGUUUUGAGAGUCGAAGGCUGGGAAAUCCAAAAUAGAAUCCAAAAGGCCAUUGAACAAAAGGAACAAAAGCGUAGUGAUACAGAAGCUGUAGCCCUUUCUUCAAAGGAAACCGCUGAAUAUUUCGCUGCUGUUCUUGAUAAGUCCGGCUUGUUGCUUGAAAAGGUAGAGAUGGUUCAAACAGAUCCUCAUCAUCUCGUUAAGGAAGCUUAAUUUUUUGUUCCUUUCCCUUUUCUUUUUUUUUUCUCUCUUUCAUAUAUGCUUAUCCCCUCUUUUAUUAUUUAUAUUUCAUCCCCUAUCAUUUCUAUAAAAUAAAAUAAAAUGAAGUAGUGUCUUUUUAUCUACCAUUUAUCACUAA